This is a messenger RNA of Mastomys coucha (southern multimammate mouse), 753 nucleotides long. RefSeq names its product prolactin-7A2-like. Gene Ontology annotation, cellular component: extracellular region. The transcript is spliced from 7 exons. Gene Ontology annotation, molecular function: hormone activity; prolactin receptor binding. The record is from RefSeq and is a predicted model, not a curated record. Bases 1 to 753 code for a protein of 250 amino acids. Lineage: Eukaryota; Metazoa; Chordata; Mammalia; Rodentia; Muridae. Gene Ontology annotation, biological process: positive regulation of cell population proliferation; mammary gland development; female pregnancy.
AUGCCAUUUUCUUUCUCUCAACCAUGCCCCUCAGGGGCACUUCUGCUGGUGGUGUCAAGCCUUCUUUUAUGGGAGAAUGUGGCCUCUGGACCUUUGAAUAGCAAUGAAAAUGAUGAUGAUCCACUAGCUAUCAAGGGACUGCUUCAUAAUGCCAGAAGACUGACUCAGAAUAUCACGGACCUCAACAUGGAACUGCGCAGGACAUAUACAGUCAAGGAAGUCUCUGAAAAAUUACACGAUCAGUAUCUAUUUGAGUUUAUUGAGGAUAUGGAGUUUCUGGUCAAGGCUCUCACCUGCUGCCACAAUUAUUCAAUCAAAACUCCAGAAAACCUGGACGAAGCUCAAGAGAUCCCUUUUAAUGACUUUCCAAAAGUGAUCCUCAGUAGAAUGUGGGCUUGGAAUGAAACUUCUAAGUUUCUACUGACCAUACUCAGAAGUAUUCCAGGAAUGGAUAAUGAUGUCAUUUUAUUAGCCAAAGAUAUUGAAACAAAACUUGCAGAACUUUUUAAGUAUAUCCAGAGUAUACUCAGCUUGAUUUAUGGAACAACAGAAAAUGUGGAUAACACUGUCUUUUCCGGGCUUGAAGACUUAAAAACAUCUGAUGAAGAAUUUAGCUUUUUUGCUCUUUGUAAAUUUUCCUAUUGCUUACGUGUAGAUAUACAUAUGGUUGAACUUUAUCUCAAGCUAUUGGAGUGUGUGGUAACUGUUAAUAGUGAUAUUUGCUUAUCUACCAAUAGUAGAGAUUCUUCAUGA